This is a messenger RNA of Stylonychia lemnae, 2874 nucleotides long. Lineage: Eukaryota; Ciliophora; Spirotrichea; Sporadotrichida; Oxytrichidae. The record is from the annotation of a GenBank genome assembly.
AUGGAAGAUAGAAAGCGUUUAUUAAUUCAAACACUUCUGGACUAGUCAAGGGAAUUGAAUCUGCAUGAUCUUUAAUAAUCGGUUGGGACAGACACUAAGACCUCUUAAGUUUAAAGUAGCUAUUUAAAUAAGAUAAAAAAGAGUCAGCAUACAAGAGAGAAUAGCCUAAACAGUAUCAAUAAUUCUACUUUGAACCCUUCAUACUAAGAUCUCAUCGUUAACUAACACAUGCAAAUUCAACAUCUCAAUUCAAGCUUGAUGGAUAAAGAUCAUAAGAUUAAGGAAAUUACUGAAAAACUCCAGAGCAUGAAUUAAUACACAAAAGAAGUUGAUUAAUUGAAAUCUUAACUAUUAAUAAUGGAGAAACUUGUACUAUAAGAAAAUAAAUCUCAAGUUAUUAACAAGAGAAAUCAAAGCAUUCUAUUUCCCACCCAAUCACACUCUCCAAAUAUCAAGACUAGCUCAAUAGCACCAAACCAAAUGCUUUAACCUUAAAAAAUGAAUGCUAUAGAUGAUGAUGAUUAAGUUUUCAUCGUAGAUUAGAUGAGACUACCAUCCCCUUCUUAGAAAUUAAAUCUUUAAAAGAUAAAACAAAAGGGAAAGAGUUCUAUUACCUCGAUAACUGAUUUGUAUAAUUUGAAAAUGCCUAGAGACAACAUGCUAAAAAACAAGGACAAGAGUCUAAAAGAAAAUUCAUAGGUAGACAAAGCAUAGAACUGUCCUUAAAAGCUUAAAGCUCGUGUAUAAGUCCUUGUUUCUGAGAAAAAGAAACUAUCAAGUGAAAUUCUACCAGAACUGAGAGAGCAGCUCAGUUCUAUGAAGGAGAACCUGGGUGAAGUUGAAAAAGAAAUUGAGGGUGAAAAGAUUAAGAAUAUGAAUCUUUAUCAAUAAUAAGACAAUAUUCUUCAAGAAUUCCAAAGCAGGGCAUCAUCGUUCAAAAAUGUGGAAGAUUACAAUACUCAAUUGAAACAAGCUAUAGUUGAAUAAGAGACUAAGAAUUACGAGAUAAUUAAAGAAAAUUUGAAAUAUAAAGAGGUAAAUUCUAAAUUGAUGGAGGAAUUGAGAAUUUAUGAAUAAAGAGAUUUUCAAAAUGAUCAUGAGAUUCAAAAGUUUUCAGAUGAACUGCAAUUCCUAUUACAGAAAAUAAAUGUUAAGAUGUCGGAGACUUAAAAAUUAGAGGGGUUCUAGUAAAUUAGAUUCCUAAUUCAAAGCUUGGACUAUUGGAUUACAGAUGCAUUAGACAAGAAAAGACAACUAGAAUCUUAGAAAAUGAUAUAAGAUGAAAAAAUUAGCACGACUACUGAAAACAGCAAUUUCUUACAAAAGAUUAUAGAUAAGAAUUAGGAACUAAUAGUUGAUUAACUUGAAAAAAUAAAAAAGCAAGAGGAGGUUAUCAGGUAAACUAAGCAUGACUUGAAUACCAAGAUAGAAUAAGAGAAGUAAAUAGAUAGACAGCAAAUUGCUUUAAAGAAUCUUCUAGUUAAUUUGUGCUAAUAGAUUGACUCUCAGUUAUUUAAAAAUAGCUGUAAAUAGAGCAAGCAAGAUUUUUCUUUAGAACAGCAUAUUGAAUAAUUAAAUAAAUCGAUUCAAGAGAUGAUAGCUAAACUCAAGGAUUUAGAUAUGAAAUUUCAUUAAUAAGUCUCUGAAACAUAAGAAGUAAGAGAUAAAAUGCUUUGUUAAAUCUAGUACGAUAAAAACAAUAUCUCUCAAGUAAUGAUGGAAAACCAAAAGAAGCUAGAUUACUUUUAAGGUGAAAAUGGCAAGUAGCUAGAGAUUAUUCAUUAAUUAAAAAUAGAAAAAUAAAAGUAAGAAAUUGAAUCAGAGAAUAAGAUUAGAAAACUUGAAUAGAAUAUUUAAGAAAUGAGCGAGCUGCAAAUACUUAUAAAGGAUAUUUUAUGCAAGGCUUUUACCUAAAUCAGAAACGUAAUUUUGCAAAAAUAAUACCUAAGUCAGCAGAGUAUAAAAUAAGAGAUGAUAGUUGAAGGAUAUGAGUCACUGUUUGAGGAUCAUUAUACUAAGAAAUUAAAAGGGAAAUCAAUAUUUAUAAAAAUUAGGAAAAUUGCUAUUGGUUUGAUAUUUAUUCGAAGAUUAAGAAGGCUUUAAUAAAAUAAAAAUAAAGAUGGUGACUCAGAAAUGAAGAAAAGAAUUUACAAGCGAGUUCUAGAUAACUAUAUGAAUAAUAGAGAUUUUUGGGAAAUUACACUUGUGUAGUCAACUUAGUUUAAAUAUAUACAAUAGACUCUGGAGCAAUUAAAUUCUUGUAAAGAGCAAUUCACAAAUUUUAUUUACUCUACAUCUCAACAAGACAAGCAAGAUUAGGAUAACUAUUUCAUCAGACUAUUCAACUAAUUAUAGCAGGAAAGAGAGUUGAUAAUAGGUUAAGAGCAAUAACUUGUAAACAUUAAGAAUCAGCUAGAAAUAUCUGAGAUGAAGAACUAAAGAUAUCAUGAAGAAUCUAUCAGAUAAUUUGAGUAAAAUGAGAGAUUAUCCCACCAAUUAAACUCAAUUAAAAGUAAAUCAAAUUAAAUACUCGAAGAGGAAAACUCUCAUUUAUAAAAAUGCAUACUAGAAUUCUAAGACCAGAUGAGAGAAAAGGAGUAGUUAUAUUCUUAAAAGAUUCAAUAUCUUAGAAGAGACAUUGAACUGAAGGAACACUAAAUUGACUCACUUAAGAAACUAAUGAAGAUAAAAGGUUAAAAUGAUCCCUAGGCUAUCUAGCACACUUUAAGUACAGGAUAGAUAAGUUUAGGGAGAAUUAGUAGUAGAGGAUCUGACAAAAUUCAUCAGGUAAAUAUGCAUAAUGAAUCGAAGUUAAGUUAAGCCAAGAAAUUGUUGCAUGACAAUUUUAAUUAUUCAUUUUCUGAAAAUGUAUGA